This is a messenger RNA of Eurypyga helias (sunbittern), 594 nucleotides long. Its product is annotated as transcription elongation factor A protein 2-like. NCBI's taxonomy places the organism in Eukaryota, Metazoa, Chordata, Aves, Eurypygiformes, Eurypygidae. The transcript has 5 exons. Gene Ontology annotation, biological process: DNA-templated transcription. The record is from RefSeq and is a predicted model, not a curated record. The annotation marks the transcript as partial. Gene Ontology annotation, cellular component: nucleus.
GGUUGCCCGGAGUACCUGUUUGUUGCUCUAGUUUUUUGCGUGGAUCCCCACUUUGCUGCCGCUGUGCCGAGUGGCUCCAUUUCUGAUAACGGAGAUGGGAAUCACCCAGUCGUUUUGUAUGUUAAGGGCUGGAUUUACUGGAGGCCGUUGGAGGAACGGAAAGGUGUGAAACUGCCUGAGUGGGAAGCCGCUUGUUCUGGGAUGGUGCAAUGGAUUUACUGAAAGAACUGAAGAGUAUGCCCAUGACUUUGGAUUUACUGCAGUCCACCCGCAUCGGGAUGUCGGUGAAUGCGCUGAGGAAGCAGAGCACAGAUGAAGAAGUGAUAUCGCUUGCCAAAUCCCUCAUCAAAUCUUGGAAAAAACUUCUGGAUGCUUCUGAGGAGAAAAACGAGGAGAAAAAGAAAAGCCUGUCCUUGCCAACAUCUUCCUCGAAGGAAACUGGUAACUCGAGAGACCAAAGCUCAAAUAAAAGGCAGGAGCCUCCGAAGACUCCGACCACCCCCAAAAUCACCACCUUCCCUCCGGCACCCGUCACCUGCGAUGCUGUCCGCAACAAGUGCAGAGAAAUGCUGACAACAGCUCUGCAGGCUGAUG